GGUGGCCAAGAGUUUAACCGUGUGCCUUCAUCCUUUAAAUCUCUGCUGUUGAGUAGGUCCCCUGUUUAGUUUGGUUGCCAUCCAUCCAUUGCUUGCUGUUGGAUCGAAAAAGGGACCGUCCCGUCCAUCCUGGAUCUUAAAGCCCUUGUCGACGUCUUGCUCCUCUCGUCCCCUCUCGUCUCGGCUUCUGGCGAGGUCAAACUAUUAUUCAAACCUUUAGAAACUCCUCCUCUUCUUUGUCUCGCCUUUGCCUUGCUCUACCUACCCUUUCUCCUGGUCUCAUUCUCAUUUUCAGUCUUUUCCUCAAUUCCCUUGCUCUUGGACGGACACGUCGUCUGGGUUCCCAUCGUCUUCCUCUUUAUUGGGCAGCUUGGGCAUACUCGUCCCCUCACCUACACCGACUUCAUCAUCUUUCUUUCCUUGUGUCUGCCAACAUCACUCUCUUACUUAAUUCCCGCGGUUUCAACUCACAUCAUAAUAUCGUAUUAGCAACCUAAACCCUCGGCUCCUCUCUUUGUUUCAAUCUCUGCAACUUCACUUCCCCAGGUUUCCUCGACGACGUUUCUUUGAUCCUUUUCGCCCGUUUCGGAGGAACCCGUUUCGCGCUCCAAGGACGCUGCUCUGACGACCAACCACCAAAAUCAAGGCCUCUCGAGUCAUAGGAAUUCGAGUGUCUCAGCCCAUUGUUCUUUUCUAGGAGACGACCCAAAACUGAGACGACCACUGCCGCAUGCAAUUAUUGUAAUAACUAAUACGUGACGACUUGGUCAUUUUCUCAGUUUAAAAGGCUUCUCACCUCCUCAGGAUAUCCUGUGCGAAACCAAGUCUCAACGAAAUUCCCCCGCGACGAACCUGCGAGACUCUUCGCAGUCCAUUGACGUCGUAUCUGUCUGCAAGCACUUGCUGGGAUGCUCUAAUGCUCCGGCGGCCGAGACCAUGACUGUAAAAGGCGGUUUCACCAGUGCGGGCCAGCCAGGCCCUGACAGUCAGCAUCAGCAUCAGGUGCCUGCGUCUGGGCAUAUGCCUUCCCCUAUGGCCACAGCUGAUCUUCAAUCUGACGCUUCCUCAUCUACUGUCAUUGCCCACGCAGACUCGCACCGGCAGAGCCACAGCUCUUCCAAGUUGCCCGCUUUCCGCUUCACUGACCGGCGAAGCAGCAGCUGUGGAAGCGUGCCCCUAGCUAAUAAGGGUGACCCCCUGUCCCUUAGCAGCAGCAACCAAUACAACCAUAACAGAAACCAAAAUCUCGAUUCGAGAAACAAUAACAAGGACGACCGCACCAGCGAUUACCUUAACCACAAACCAACUACAUCGGCAUCGGCGACGGCAUCAGCCUCAACACCAACCUCACCACUCGCCAAUACUUUGGAUAGCGCAUCAGCGGCGCUUUCUCUGCAGUCUUCAAUUGUGUCGUCGAUUGUCUCACCCAAUUCAGAACCCAGCACUCUUACUCCGACUGUCUCAGUCACCCCGACCACAGUAUCACCUGUAUCAGCAGACCCAGGCCUAGUGUCCCCCCCGAGCGCUGCUGUUAGUGGACCAUUGACAGCACCCGACCCUGGCCCAGCACCAGCAACUCUCGCAACGACCCAUUCUCACACUUCUCACCCGACAACGCAUCACCGCGACGAAAAACACGCUGUCUCUGCAUUAACACCUGCGCCUGCAUCUGCAUCUGCGCCCACAGACCCCUCAACGAACACAGCAUCCUCAUCCUCGCAGCCCAACGAACCCAAGUCAUCCAACGAAUCCGACACAACGCUGCUCUCACAAAACAAUUCUGGGACGUCCUCGGUUCAUCCAUCGUCAUCGGUGAUCCAACUCUCGCCUGGGGUUAAGCGUCCCGCAUCUUUUGACGCACAUGCACCUGACGCGAUCUCCCCGCAUCCUGCUCCUUCAACCUCCAAGUCUCGGACUCGGCGACCGCUGGUGUCGCGAAGAUCGACUGCUGGCACCUCUUCCACUGGCCCGCCACCUUCUUUGAACUCUGAGCGCCUGCAAGCCAUCGAAGCCGCCCAGGAAGGUCAAUCCACUUGGCCCUCCUCAAGUGACAAUUCACCCCAGCAAUCGCCAUCUGGCCAACGCGAAUUAAUUUUGCCCAAGACGCUGUCCAGAACCAACUCCGAUGAGAGGCGAGCAUCUGCCUCCCAUCGCCCUCCCGUUUCAUACCGACCGCCUCUCACCUCCAAUAGUAGCACUGAAUCAUCGCCGUCAACCGCUGUUCGUGUUCCCCCAAUUCGAUCUUUCCGAUCUUCAGGCUCCCGCAAGAGCCUCACUCUCGAUAUGAAUUCGAGGCCGCGCUUCCACGACUCUGGCGACGAAGUCGAAGACACUAACCAUGACCGUACCUUGCGCGCCUUGGAGGGUAGGGGUAAUGAUGAUGCACUUCGGUCAGCUCCUUUAACCUCAAGUCGCCGUGGCGCCUUCGAUAAUGAAGAUACUGGCGACGUUUUCCUUAAGAUUGCCAGGGAGGAAGCUUCCCAGCGUCAAACAGACGAGCACCCCCAAGAAGAUACCCGCAGCGUAGUGUCCCGAGUGACGCGAUUUACGCAUCGAAGACCGUUAUCCUCCGUAGUCCCUAUACAUCAGCCUACUUCGCCUCCUAGGGUUCGGCGCCGGCUUUCUGAUCAACAAGACACUGCGCGGUCACGAUCAAGAGGCUACGAAGACGACCGGGCAACUGAACUUUCUCGCAUGUCAACUUAUCGCACACUGCCACGAGAAAAAGCAGCAUCUGCGCAUCCUGGAGAAGAUACAGGACGUAUGCGAGGCUCGACCUCAACCAUGCGCCCGUCCCCCGUUACACCUCGAUCGAUAGUUUUUCAGGAACCUAAUUCCGAAAACUCCAUGUAUUCUCGUCGAAGAUCCUCUGUCACGGACAACAAUGUAAGUGGACAAAACCGAGGCUCUGCGUACAAAUUCAUGGGUCAUGGUCACAACAAGACGUAUAAUUCCUCCCCUCUGGUCCGGUCAUUUGAUUUCCAGCGUCAAGCAAAUCAGGAGGCUGGCAACGGGGCUGAGGGAACGGAAUCGACUUUGUCGAAUACAGCCCCCUCCACGGUAUGGGACGAACUAGACGACCUCAAAUCAAGAAUACAUCGACUAGAACUGACUGGUAAGCUGCCUUCGACUUCCGGCGCCGCAGUAUCGAGAUUAUCAGACGACCGACCGCCGACGGCGACUACUACAGCCACGACUAUGUCUUCUUCCCCCAAGCGAGUUGAGAAUGGUCAUCAGAACACGAAUGCCGACGCCGUUAGCACCACGUCCUCCCACCACCGAGAGUCGCAUUCCAUCCUUCAAUCCGCCCUUGCUAAGUCCAAGGUUCUACUCGACACGGAAGUUUACCAGGCCCUAGAGUCUGCUGCUAACGAUGCCAUGGCCCUCGCUUCCAUGAUGGGAACACCCGGCCUACCUGGACCCAUUUCGAGCGGCGCCAGCACGAUAGGCUCUAACGCAACUGUUACUGAUCGCCAACUGAGACGAAAGGCCGAGAGUGUGUGUCGCAGCUUAACAGAGCUUUGCCUCGCAUUGGGUGAGGACGCUACCCAGACACGUAUACCGCGACAGUCAAUUGAAAUCCCACCACCUGCUCAGAAUGACGCGCCAACUACACCGACGAUUGGUAAAACCUUUAGUGGCUUUUCUCAACGUCGACAGAGCAUUGGGAGAAACGAUCAGACUGCCGCCAAGGAACAUCUCACCAGCCCCAGAACUCUGUCCAAAUUUGAGGAGAGAAGACUCAACAUUCUUAAUGGUAGUUCUCUACCUACAUCACGUGUGUCUAACUCAAUACCAUCGACACCGAUCGAGCCGAUCUCGAAUCGGCGUUCUUCUCUCUUGGUUUCUCGAUCUCGCCGUGCUGGUACCGAAGAACCUGAUGAAGGCAGGAAGUCAUCGCUUCUACUAAGAACCAGAAGAGCUGGUACUGAGGAGCCUGAUGAAGGCCGUAGAACAUCUUUAUUCGUCCGCAACCGUAGAAACACGGUCGGCGAAGAAGGCGAGGAAGAAUCAAGGUUCCGAGCGCCUUCUCGAGCACCUACUGAGCUUGGCAGCACGAUUCGAGUUGUGACACAGGAUCAAACGCCACAGCAGCAGCAAUACUCACCGUCAGCUGAUACCACAUCUGCCAUCCCGCGUCGGCGCUUUGUUUCGUCGAAUCUCGGUGCCUCUAGGCUGGCGACGCCAUCAGUUAACACAGCAACACCGCCUCGAAGAUACAUGGAGAGACCGGCACAGCAAGACCACGGUAAUAGCGCUGUCGAGAAGCUUGCUGAAGAGCGUGCACAACGCUACACCUCUCUUGGGCAAACAACCAUGGUCAAUCGGACCAGCAGUAUGAUCAGAAGACCGAAACGGGACAGCAUUGCGUCCGCCAAUCCUUCUGCAGCUGCAGGCAGCUACAGAUGAUGCCAAUGACCAAUGACCUUGAUUGAUUUAACGACUGUACAACUACCUAUACAUUAUGUUUCGAGCGCCGGACGUUGCUAUUUAUAUACUUUUAUGUUUGCACAGGAAACAGCUUAUUUUUCCUGUUCCCUCUAUUGAUUCUCAUCCGGCUCGGCCGAACGAGUCAUGGCGAUGGUUGGGGACGACAAAUUACAUUAUAGUUCUUGUUUGACGUACAUACACUGUCUAUAGACAAGCUUAUUUUGCUUGAGAGGACAGCAUCUUUGCAGGGAGGAUAGUAUUAUGGUGUUUGGGAGGAGGUUUGCUUUCUGAAAACGGCGCACGAGGAGCGACCAUGCAAGAAACAAGACAGAGCCUGGGCUUUAUAUCUGUUUUGUAUCGGGUUGGCAGUCAAGAAGACAUCAGGAUAAGCAUGUGGAUACCGAUUUAUUUUAAUGUAUGAUGUGGCUUGGUCGCGUAUGACGGCUCUUUGUUACCCUCUCUUUGACUUUGACCUUGGUGAUGUCGUUGUAAGAGGCUUGUGAGUUUAAACAAACGGAUGCAUGCCAUUUAUUUGGUGG
Fusarium odoratissimum NRRL 54006 is the source of this 4970-nucleotide messenger RNA. RefSeq lists its product as uncharacterized. The record is from RefSeq and is a predicted model, not a curated record. The transcript is spliced from 2 exons. Lineage: Eukaryota; Fungi; Ascomycota; Sordariomycetes; Hypocreales; Nectriaceae. Bases 937 to 4410 code for a protein of 1157 amino acids.